Messenger RNA from Trypanosoma rangeli, 1005 nucleotides. Its product is annotated as putative folate/pteridine transporter. Lineage: Eukaryota; Euglenozoa; Kinetoplastea; Trypanosomatida; Trypanosomatidae. Bases 1 to 1005 code for a protein of 334 amino acids. The transcript has a single exon. The record is from RefSeq and is a predicted model, not a curated record.
AUGUACUUCUUGGGUGACCAGAUCGUGUAUGAGGUGUGCCACAUCCUCAGCUGGAUGUCGUUUAUUCUUCUUGUUUCACGUGUCUAUUUACAUGGUAUGGAUAAUAUCAUGUACGCCCUCCUCGGUGGGUCUGGUAACCUUGGACAGGCUCUGCCGAGCAAUAUGGGCUUCAUUCUGAUGGAGUACGCAUACCCCAUUUCGACCAGGCCUCCUUGUGACUUUAGCAACGUGCCAAUGCUGCUGCUGCUUGACUACUUUGCCAUUACACUGGUCAGCCCCAUCGUUGCCUUUGUGCCGAUCGCCAACGUCUGCGUGUGUGACAACCUCGACCUGGAUGGUAAUUGUAAGCGAACACCCGCUAAGGAGAACGUAGACGAAGCGGCGAGUGGUUUCCCCCGUGACGAAGCCGCAGUUGGUGGGGAAGGAGGGACUCAACCAGUCACGCGGGGGAUUUACCUCCCACCGUUGAUUUGUUUUGUUUUUGCUUGCGGGCACUCCUCGUUUGCUGUAAUGUUGCCGGUCCGGGCUUCAGCCUCACCCUUUACUUUGUUUACCUCUCUUACCCGCCUAAUUCGGUGCCCAGUGCACUGCGCGGCGUGUAGGGGGAGGGCGGCGGCGAUGUGGCACGGGAAAAGAAAAAGGAGCUCCCAGCGACCCCCGAAGCCUGGAACCAGUGGGCCCAUGUGCAGGCAUUGCGCUCUAUACUGCCUGCCUCCGCGAGCAUCGGUAGCGAAGACACGCACCCCUCGCUUCCUCGCCCCCUUCUCCCUUGCUCUUCUCCCUUCAUGCCCUUCACGAAGUGAGUCGCGCUUUAUGUUUGCGUGGGGCGCCUGCAGUGCUGACGAUUUGUUUCGCUCCGACGUUGUUUGUGUUUUUCUUUUAUUGCUUCCACGCAGCGGCCACAUCGCUCUGUGUUUUGUCCCCUCCGAAACACACACGCACUCUCUCUAUACAUAUAUAUGUUUUGUCUGUUUGUCUUUUUAUUCCUGUGAGUUGUUUUUGUAA